Manis javanica (Malayan pangolin) is the source of this 4852-nucleotide messenger RNA. Lineage: Eukaryota; Metazoa; Chordata; Mammalia; Pholidota; Manidae. The record is from RefSeq and is a predicted model, not a curated record.
GCAGCUGCCGGGGACCCGGGGGCACUCCGUCACGCCUCCCGCACCUCCUCCCUCCCUGAGGGCUGGUCGCAAAGCUCGCCCCUACCGCGGGCACCCCCUCCCUGCUGGAGAGACACCGCGCCACCUGGCACUGCCUGCAUCUCCACGCCACCCAGGCAGUGCCCCGCGAGCGCCCGCCCCGCCCCGGGCCACCACGUUCCCAGAUGUCCCUUGCAGGCCGCCCCAGGAGACAAUGGCUCACCUGCCUCCCCGCCAGCCGUGCUCCUCUCCGCCGCCUCCCCCCUCCCCGGGCGGCGGGUGCCACGGGCUGCCCCGUUUCACAGAAGUGUACACCGAGGCCGGGGAUACGACAGACUAGAAAACCGAGCGAAGAAGCCCGGCUGCUCACAGGGUCGAGAGGGGCCAGGUACAGAUCGGUACAGACGUGCCCAGGCGACAGACCGCUUUCCCGAGCCCGGCCUCGCAGCCCGCGUCCGCUCGGCCCCCCGGGCAGGCGCCUCCGCCUCGCCGUACCCGCUGCCGCCUCCUCGGCCCUCCUGCGAAGGAGACAAAGAGCCGGCGCCCCAACCCGUGGAGCUGUGGCCGCCGGGAGCGGAGACGGGGAGAUUUCACCCUGGAACAAGGGGCGGGAGCAGAGAAGGGCGAGCCAGCGGCGUCCGGGCCGAGCCGUGGCGCGCGGGGCGGCGCAGGCAGGACACCCGGUGCAGGUCCCGGCCCCGGGGUGCAGGGGCCCAGGCGAGAGCGCGCGGGAACGACGGCGGGCGAGCCACGGGGCCCGCGGACCGCGCCUCCGCGGCGCUUGGCCGAGCGCGGCGGCGGCGCCGCAGCAGCACUCACCGGAUCGGAAGAAGGCCGCGAUGUCGGCCAGGUCCUUGGCCGCCUCCUCUGCCCCCUCGCCGGCGCCGCCCCCGCAGCCCGAGCCCGCCGAGCUGGCCGUGGCGGCGGGGCCGGAGGACGCGGCGGGGGCGGCAGCGCCGCCGCUGCUGCCGCUCAUGGCUGCGGCGGCGCCCGCGGCCGCGCCCGGCUCGGGCCCCGCGCCCCUAGCGCCGCCCGCCCGCUCCGCGCCGGGCCUGGCGGCGCCGAGCGCCCAGCUGCCCGCGCCCGGAGCGCGGACGCAGAGCCCCGGGGCUGCGGCGGGCGGCGGCGGCUCGGCCCGAGGAGCGCGCCCACAUAGACGAGGACUCCGCCCGGGAGCCGCGAGCCGGCCACGGGGCGGGGACGCGGAGCCACGGCCUCGGCGGCGCCGGCCGGAGCGCGGGCAGCGGCGCGUGCCGCCCGGACACGCAGUCGCAAGGGCUGGGGCCGGGGCCCGGGGGGAGCUGCGGGAUCACGGGCGCCGGCGGCAGCCGCGAGCCUCCAUCUUGAUUUCAAACGGGGAAGGAAGGAGGGGGAGGGGGGAAAUCACGGCCGAGGGAACCCGGGUGAAAGGAAAGGGAGAGCAGGGAAAGGAGAGGAAGGGAAAAAGAGGGGCUUCGGCAAUUUCCGGCGAACCUCGUCAGGAGCCCGAGCGUGGGCUCGGCGGAUGGGCGGGGACUGGUGGAGGGGCGGGGCCGCGCCGGAGCCGGGCGCUGAGAGGGCCUCCGCGCGACUGCGGGCACGUUCCGCCGGCCGCCUUCCGCGCCUACCCUGCCGCUUGAACCCUCGGGAGGAGCAAGGACGCUCUGGCCGGCCGAGGCGGCCCUUCCAGACCCGGCGCUGGCUCCUGCUCCGCAAGCGCAGUUAUUGCUGCUCUCGCCCGCGGCCGGGCCCAAGCCAGGUACUCAGAUCUUUCUGUAACACCGUUCUCCAAAAAAAGGAACCAGGUCUCCUUGGGGCAAUGGCUGGUCUCUAGGAUUGAGGAGGAAACAGACAAGAUGAGCCUGGGACUUCUUAUUUUGCCCUAAGGUAAGGAAAUGUCCCGCCAAAAUUGUUUUUUAAAUGGACAACUGCAACAAGGAAGGGGGUCUGUCAAGGGGACACAGGAGCCAAUUGAAAGAGCUUCCAAUGAAAAGCUGGAACAAUUUGAGCAUCAAAAUAGAUAAAGCAAUGCCUGAUUACAACAAGUAUAAAAUAAGUAUUCAUGAAUCCAUAUUGAUAUAAAUAAAUGAUUAAGUAAAUAAAUGGGGAAGAGAUCAUCUUCCUGUGCAGAAGAAUUCCAAAUCAUUUAUGUAGAUACUCUAACCUCGGUGAGGUAUAGUAGAACUCCACUACCUUUAAUCAUGGGCUGUAUAUAGGGUUUUCCUUUUGAAGAGUUAAAAAAAAGGAAGGUGUGGGAAUAACUUUACAGUGGAGAAACCUGACAAACACUACUUUAGCCAGGUGAUCAAGGUUCACAUCAACAGUGAUAAAAUCAGGUGGAUAUGAUGAAAACAGCAUGAAGACUACCUCUGUAGUCUUCCUCCCAAAACCACAUAAGCCCUAUCUAAUCAUGAGAGAAACAUCAGACAAAUUCCAACUGAGAGACAUUCUGCAAACUAUCUGAUCAAUACUUCCCAAACUGUCAAGGUCCUCAAAAAAAAAGUCAUAAAAAACUGUCACAGCCGAAAGGAGCCCACAGAAACCUAACAACUAAAUGUAAUAUUCUCGAUGGGUUCCUAGAACCAAAGAAGAACACUGGGUAGAAACUAAGAAAAUCUGAAUAAUAUAUGUAAUUUAGCUAAUAACAGUGUAUCAAUGCUGAUUCAUUAAUUGAGAGUUAUGUGGGGUAUAUGAGUAACUCACUGUACUAUCACAACAUUUCUAUAAAUUAAAUCUAUUCUAAAAUGUGUACUUUUAAAAACGUUUUUAAAUUGUGCAGUAUCUCAAAAAAAAAUGCAGUAGAUUCAAAUUUCACAGGCCAUCAGCUCAGGUGUGCUGACAAUGUUACUUUUUCUUAUUUUUCUGUAGGGUAAUUUCUAUCCCCAGCUCCCAUUCCUCCCCACGGCAGGAAGCUUAAUCCUAGCUCAGGAAAAACAACCUCCCGGAAUUUUGUCAGUUAGGUGCUUUUCCCUUAGGGCCUUCUCGCCAAGGUUGCAGCUAAGUCCCCAGAGGCUUUGGUCAUAUCACAGUAUCUGGUCCUUGGUCAUCACGGGGUUGUAUAGGCACAGGUGGAGAAGUGUGCCCUGUCUGUUCCUUUUCCUGGACUGUGGACAUUGCUAAGACCUACUGCUUCCUGCUGUUGCAUUCUUCUCACCUACUGGGCCUCUCUAGGUCUUCUGGCAGUGACGCACCUCUCCUGAGCUGCCCCCAACCCCUCAGGGAAACAUUCAGCUGCUCACUGAAGUGCUUAAGCCCCGCUUCCCCACUCCACCUUGCCCCAGAAAGUAAGGCCAACAAGUUCUCUUCUGCUCCCAGGUCCCUCAAGCCUACCUGGGCACAGACUUCCUUUCCUAUUUACUCACAUAGGGUCUACUGCUAUCCACCUCCUCUCUCCCAACUUACAGAAUCAUUUCCUCUUCAGGAAGAAAACCUCACUCCAGUUCUGUCAGGCUUUCUUCCAAACCUGCUGUUUUGGGCAUAACCUUGGUGUUCUUAGGAGAUACAGUUUUAAUAUUCAAAAACCCUUUCCCUCCAAUUAUUCCCUCUGUUGUGGGUUCCAUAAGUGUCUCUUGACAUUCAGAAGCCAAGUGCUGACUUUUUCUUUCCCUUUGCCUCCCUCCCUAGUAACCCUAUCCUACAAGUAGUGAGUCCAGAGGCCCCCCUCUGCUUCCUAAAUGGUGGAGAAAGGUCAAGAAUUUGAAAAAUAAAAACUGCCAAGGGUGGGAAUAGAUUGAAUAUCAUGCAACCACAGAAAGAUUGGCAAUACCUAAGUGGUAGUACUGGGGAGUGACUAUUAUAGGAAAGGCUAACUCACAGAGUUCUUGGGUAGAGGCAAAUCCUGGAUGUUGGGAGUUGGCCUGAAAGAGAAUGUGACUGCAUAGUAAUUACUGCUAAGGGUGUUGGGGAUCAGGGUGGUGAGCUAAUGAUUAGUGUAUAUUUGGGCAAAAAGAUAUCUUAGGGCUGAAACCCAGAUAUUGGCCAAUUCCUCUAUCUCAGGUAGAGUCAUUUCCAAGAAAGUGAUAUACAAAACCUGUGGUUGAGCUGGACACCUAUGAAGUCUUACCUAGAUUGUAACAAGGAAAAGAGGCUAUACACAGGUUUUCUUCUUUCUGCCAUCUGAGCAUGUGGGAAUCUAUACCAGGUUUCAUGAGAGCUGCUGUUAAUCCUACCCAACCUUCAAAAUUUAGCUCAAAUUUCAUCCGCUUUCAUCAAGCUCCUACAUAACUUAAAUUCAUCUCACCCUCCUCUGUAUUCUGCAGCACCAGUCCUCAUGGCAUUUGACCAUGUGCUGCACUGUAUUAUUUACAUCAUUCAUGUCUAAUAUCUUGCCUACAAGAUGAGAUCCUUUACAAUCAGUUCAUGAAUAUCAGCAUGUCUCAUAUGUGCCUAGAACUUAGUACUAGGCACAAAGGCUUGAAGCAAAAGAAACAGAAAAAACCAGCUGGGGAAGACACUGCAAGCUGUCUAUUCAAUAUCCUUUCGUUCCUUCUUAUCAGAACCUAUACCUGGGUAAAACUCUCCAUUUCCCAGCCACCGUAGCCAUGUGACACAGGGUGCUGGCCAAUGAGAUAUAGGUGGAAAGGAAUAGACAGGACUCACAAGAGGUCGGACUCAGCAUGUACAUGCCCUUUUUUCCUUUGUCCCCUCCAGUACACAAAUAGGAUGCUAAAGGUGACGAGGUCAGUGUGUGACUUGGAAAAGAUAAACACGAGGACCUAGUGCAGGACUUCUUGUUACAUAGGAACAUACAAGAGAAAGAAAGAAAGUUUAGUUAAGCAGCUAUAAAUUGGGUAUCCAGUUUGGUGCAGCCAAACCAGUUCCUAACAGACCACUUCUCAAACUUUUCCACCAAUGA